Aureobasidium pullulans EXF-150 is the source of this 3369-nucleotide messenger RNA. Its product is annotated as glycoside hydrolase. Gene Ontology annotation, biological process: carbohydrate metabolic process. The record is from RefSeq and is a predicted model, not a curated record. Gene Ontology annotation, molecular function: hydrolase activity, hydrolyzing O-glycosyl compounds; chitin binding. Lineage: Eukaryota; Fungi; Ascomycota; Dothideomycetes; Dothideales; Saccotheciaceae. The transcript has 9 exons. The coding region runs from base 1 to 3369 and encodes 1122 amino acids.
AUGCAGAUACUCCCUGCGUUAACGGUGCGUGUUGUGGUACAAAUGGGCUUUGUGGUUAUUCGCCAACCGAGUGUGGAAGUGGCAAUUGUACACAGGAAGCUGACAAUACGUCCACAGUCUAAUUGCAACGCAAAAGCGGAAUGCGGACAAUACGGAGUUAUAGGGAAACAGACCUGUCCUUUGGGUGUCUGUUGUUCCAAAUUCGGCUUCUGCGGCUCUACCGAUGAAUUCUGCAGCACUGGCUGCCAAACAGGUUUCGGAGGCUGCGGUCCCGUAACACGUCCUUCUUGCAAAGGAGGCAACAGUGCUGCGAAGCGCUCAGUUGGCUACUACGAAAGUUGGUCGAAUACGCGCAAGUGCCAGAGCGUCGCGCCGGAAGACCUGAAUCUGAAUGGAUUUACACAUAUCAAUUUCGCGUUUGCGUUUUUUGAUCCGACCACGUUCGCUAUUGCGCCGAUGGACGGGAAGACGGGGUAUUUGUACUCGAGGUUUACGGCGCUGAAGUCACAGGGUGUGCAGACUUGGAUAUCAGUCGGAGGUUGGUCGUUCACAGACCCCGGGCCUACUCGCACAGCAUUCUCUACCAUGUCCAGCACCAGCGCAAACCGCAAAGCAUUCAUCAGCGGAUUGAUUGACUUUAUGGAUACAUACGGCUUCGACGGUGUGGAUAUCGAUUGGGAGUAUCCACAAGCAGACGACAGAGGAGGAGCAUCAGCUGAUACUGCUAAUUACGUCGCGCUCGUCAAGGAUAUGAGGACUGCGUUUGGUACUAAAUAUGGUAUCACGGUCACGUUACCCACGUCCUACUGGUAUCUGCAACAUUUUGACUUGGCGAAUAUGCAAGCUUCGGUUGAUUGGUUCAAUGUCAUGUCUUACGAUUUACAUGGAGUUUGGGAUGCUGAAUCAAAGAAUAUCGGACCAUACAUUGCACCACAUACCAACCUCACGGAAAUCGAUCUAGGACUCGAUUUGCUCUGGAGAGCAGGUAUCAAACCUGACAAGGUUGUAUUGGGUCAAGGUUGGUACGGUCGAAGCUUCACUCUGACAAAUCCAACUUGCAAGACUCCAAAUGGAAAAUGUCAGUUUAGCGGCGGCGCAGAUGCAGGAAAGUGUUCCAACGCUGCAGGAAUCUUGGAUUUACAAGAGAUCAAGGAUAUCAUCUCCGAUAAUAAUUUGACGCCCACUUGGGAUAAAACUGCGGGGGUUAAAUGGAUCAAUUGGGCAAGCGAUCAAUGGGUCAGCUACGACGACGAUGAUACAUUCAAGCAAAAGGCCGAUUUUGCCAAUUCUAGAUGUUUGGGAGGUCUGAUGGUAUGGGCCAUGGAUCAGGUCGACCAAACUGCUGGGAACCAAAACUCGGUCACGCUCGAUGUGACAGAGGAUCAACAGGCCGACGCGAAACAAAAAGCCGCCGAUCUUACUGCAGGUAUCUCAUGCUACACUACCGAUUGUGAUGCAAAGUGCAAGUCAGGCACAAACCAAGUCGAACAGAUGAAUGGACAACCGGGUUCGCUUUCAACAAACGAUCGCUGCAGCAAGGGGAAGUAUCGAAGUCUCUGCUGUGAUGACGGGACUACGAUGGGUACUUGUCAGUGGAGAGGAUACCGAGGUGUAGGCUUAUCGUGUAUUUCUGGCUGCGAUGAUGGAGAGACAGAGGUGGUUCAGGAUACUAACCACAAGGAGAAGAAGAAAGACCAGACAUGCUCUGGUGGGCUACAGAGCUACUGCUGUAAGGGUUUCCAGCCUGCUCCAAAUGGUCCAGAUCUGGCCAAAGACGCCAAAGAGUUAGCAAGCAAUGCUGCUGAAGCUAUUGCUGCUGAAGUUGCUUUGGAUAUUGCAGCAAAGGCAUUUUGUCGUAUUGCAGUGCCGGCUUUGCUGCUCCCACUUGAGCUUAUCGAGGACGCGAUACCUAUCGUUGGCGAGAUUCUGGACCUCAUAGAGAUUGCAGCUACACCUGCCAUCAUCCAAGCAUGUGUCAAGGGAAUCGAAAAGGAAGGCAAGGCAGAGUUCAAAGUGUUCGGCAAAAAGCAUACUCUCUCGAUGGACAAACCCACAAAGCCUGUGACAUCUCGACCUCCAACCUCAACGCACUCUCCUGCCAAGACCAGUUCAAACUGUCCUCGCAUACCGAAGCGAGAUCUGGAGAAACGAGCUCUGGAUAAACGAGCUCCGGCUUGCGUCAACGAGAAAUACGUCACGGUCACCACCAAGAUAUCUGACGAAGCUGGACCGAAAGACAAAUUCGUUUGUACUUACGCUGGAGGAAACAAGCCCGGUGGCCAAGCUUGCUUACAUUACAGUUCUGUUAUCGCCGCUCAAGGCCAGGCCUAUGAUACCUUCACCUGCAAAUAUUCUGCCACAAAAGCAACCAAAAGGCCUGGUGUUGCCGAAUAUAACGUCGAUCGUCCGACUGUUCGAACCAUUCAAAAGGUCCCAGUUACUCUUGGUUGGUUCCAAGAUAUCGGAGGCAAUGCGUGUGAACGAGAUGAAUGGCCACCAGCAGCAUUUCUGAUCGCGAACGAUGGCUAUAUCGGCCUUGAAGGCGCCCAAGCACGAACCGGAGUCGACGUUCAGCAGUUCAUCCGCUAUCUGGAUAAGCAAGAAAAUAACUUCGCUGGAAAAGGCUGGGUAGGGAUUUGUGCUAAAUCUCCCCCAGUACGUUUGAUUAACACGAAAGAAGUCAAAGACAAGCCCGAUGCCAAGGGAACCACGACCAUCACUCGCAGCGUCGAAGCGGUAUUCAAGCGUCAAACGUACUCCUACAGCUUCGAAGCCAUGCCCAACCCCAUGCUUCCCGACUGGGGUCUGGCAGACAACCGCUGUCAACCAUCAAAGCCCAACAGAGAUGACCGUGGUUUCGCUCUGCUAGACCGGGAUCCAUGGUUCGGUGGUGGCGUGGUCGCCAACGCUGUCCCUCAGCAGGCCGACUACAAACUCCAAUUUUCGCUGGUGAAGCGUGACGUGCUGGAUGGACUGGAUGCGCUAGGUAUCAACGGCACCAGCGAAGCGUCGUCCUGCGAAGCAUACGACGAGGAAGAGACGCAGCUUUCCAGAGACGAUAUGUUGGAGGCGUUUGGUAUCAAGCAGUGUAAGGAGAAGUCAUGUAAGGAGGAGGCGGAGGCGCUGGGUCUGGAGAGUCUCCGGAUCGCUUAUGCGGAUACGGCGACGCUGCCAGCAGGGAUUCCAGCGAUUGCCACAGCGACAGGGACGGUAGUUGGGAGCGAGACUGCUGCAACUUCUGCUGAUGGGACUAGAGAGACGAAUGGUGCGCUGAGUCGUAGUCAGGCGACGUCUUCGAUGCCGAGGGUGACCCAUCAUCCACGGCACCAAGCCGGUCACCACCAUCAAGGGCAUCGAGAUGGGGUUUGA